Glycine soja is the source of this 3256-nucleotide messenger RNA. RefSeq lists its product as uncharacterized. Lineage: Eukaryota; Viridiplantae; Streptophyta; Magnoliopsida; Fabales; Fabaceae. The transcript is spliced from 11 exons. The coding region runs from base 948 to 2831 and encodes 627 amino acids. The record is from RefSeq and is a predicted model, not a curated record.
CAUGGGAGUUUGCUCUUGGAAGGGCAUAGAAAAGAAAUCAAGUGCACGAGUGGAUGGAACUGUGUGCACCAUUUGUCCAACAAAACUGGCAUCUUAAUCACCACUCUGUAUUUUGUCACUAUGUUCCAUUCUAAACGGUGAAGGUCUCAGCUUUUAGACACUGCUAUAAGAUAAAGGGAAAAACCAAACUGAUGUGCUUCUUUUAAUGCGAUGCAUAAAGCCAACCAGCACAAAAGCUUCAAAGUUGAUGCCUUUAAAAUGCAUGCAAUACAUUUGCAUCAUUAUUGUUGAUAGCAUAAUCUGCAAUACCACAUACCUCAGUUUGCCUCCAUGUUUCUUGUCUUAUCAUUCUUUUCUAAUCCCCAAGUUUUACUUUGAAAAUACAUUCUACAAAAGCUAUGACAUGAUUUUCCUCCUUUUAAUGAAAUGCCAAAAACCACAGCAACUUUUUCAAAGGCUUCCAAAAGGGUGUGGUUUGGUUAGUCAUGUGAGAGUGUGACUAGUCAAAAACUAAAAAAAAGGGUCUUAUGAGGUUCAUAGAUUGUUUGUCAACAGAAGUACAACAUAAAUAUACUCUUGUUCUUUUCUUUAUACCAUAGACCAUAGCAGUUGAAAAUAACAUUAACCUGACGUAUAUUAAAAAAGGACAAUGUGUUUUUGGAAUUGAAAUAGAUAUAACUGAGUGAGGCUGUUUGGAUUUUGAACCACCAAACUUGGUUCAGCUUUCCAAAAGCUUGUCUGUGUGAGAAGUCUCAUUCCAUCAGAGUGGAGAUUCUGCUACUUGUAAGCGCAGCUAUGCUUUAAAAUUAAUGUAUUUCGGAUGUUUCUUCCUAUUUUGACAAUGUCACAUUUAUGAAACUUUGUCAAUAUCUGGUCCUGGCGUCUGCAGCAUUUAAUGGUUUUUUGGUGCAUUUAUUGUCAGUGUUUAAGCCAAUUCUGACACUAACAUGCAUGAAAUAAAGUGGCGCGAUUCUGGUUCCAAGCAAUUCAAGUUCAUGGACCCAACAGUUUCAAUUUCAAGUCACAAGCGCUCCAACAGUGACCCAAUGAAGAGGAGAGUCAUGGGAGAUGGAUUAGGGAGCAUCAGUGAAGCUUCUUGUCAGCCUGAAGUGGAUCCGGGGGAACUAAAGCAAAACAUUGAAUCCAAGAAGAGGCAAUACCAUAAUAUGGAUCUUCAAAGUUCUUUGACUCAAGAGAUUCUUCAGCUUCAAAAACGACUACAGCAACAAUUCGUGAUACGGCGCGCAUUAGAGAAAGCAUGUUAUGUGCCUUUUUCACAGGAUGCUACAAUAGAAAAUUCAAUACCCAAGGCUGCAAAGGAACUGAUUAAGGAAAUUGGAAUAUUAGAAUUAGAAGUUGUGCAUUUGGAACAAUACCUACUUUCUUUGUAUCGGAAAAGAUUUGAUCAACAAAUUUCAACUCUAUCAACCAAGGAAAGAAGAUUGGAAUUAGCUUCAGACACUAAUCAAGGAACAUCCGCAGUGCCUGGAAAUGAUGCUAUCUCUGACAAAGAAAUUUCAGUUGUGCACUGUAGUAAUGUCAUUUCACCCAGAAAUUCAUCUGGGUUUAAGCUUAAGGAAUGCAAUAACCAGUUGGGAGCAGAAACUGGUUUAGACUCUAGUAUUCAUCGAUGUCACUCCACACUAUCUCAACGAACAACAUGCUCAAUUGAAGCUUCUCCUGGGAACAUUGAGACCAAAGCUGUUGUUGACUCUUACCAUUCUCUACCAUUAUCCAUGUUGGAGCAAGCUCAGUAUGCUAAAUCAAGUUCAACCAGCCUGGCAGAGCAUCUUGGGAGUAGCUAUGUUGCUAAUGUUCCAGAAACACCAAAUUGGCUUUCUGAGGAGAUGAUUAGGUGCAUAUCGGCUAUAUAUUGUGAACUUACAGAGCCACCUUCUCUUGGUCAUAAAAAUGCUCCAUCACCUAUUUCAUUCUCAUCUUCUGGUAACGAGUUAUCUACACAGAGCCAGUGUACUAAGAAGGGAUCACAUUGGAAGGAGCAUUCAUCCUUCAAUUUAAACUCCACUAACCCUUUCCACGUCAGAGGGUCCAAAGAAUUUAGUGGACCUUAUUGCUCUAUGAUAAGGAUACAGCAAUUAUGCACAGAUAGUCAGAAAUUAAAAGAAAUUGAGUACAUGCUACGAAGGUUUAGGUCACUUGUUUCUCGGCUGGAAGAUGUUAAUCCUAGAAAUAUGAAGCAUGAAGAAAAACUUGCCUUUUGGAUUAAUGUGCACAAUUCCUUAGCAAUGCAUGCCUUAUUAGUUUAUGGAGUUUCAGCCAACCAUGUUAAAAGAAUGUCUUCGGUACUGAAGGCCGCAUAUAACAUUGGGGGACAUACUCUAAGCGUAGACCUGAUACAGAACUUCAUUCUGGGAUGCAGAUUGCCUCGCCCAGGACAAUGGCUGAGGUUGUGGUUUCCUUCAAUGACAAAACCAAAGGUUAGAGAUGCAAGAAAAGGAUAUGCUAUACAUCGUCCAGAACCUUUAUUACUCUUUGCUCUAUGCUCAGGAAGCCAUUCUGAUCCUGCGGUACGUUUGUACACAUCCAAGAGAGUCUUUGAGGAGUUACUAUGUGCCAAAGAGGAAUACAUUCAGUCCACCAUCACCAUAAGCAAGGAACAGAAACUAGUUCUCCCAAAGAUGGUUGAUUCCUUUGCAAAAAAUUCAGGUCUAGGAGCAUCUGAUUUGGUGGAGAUGGUUAAGCCUUAUCUACCCGAUUCUCAAAUGAAGAGCAUUCAAGAGUUUCAAUCAAAGACAAGCUGGAAAAGCAUUGAAUUAACCCAUCAUAACUUCACUUUCCAUUACUUGAUUUCAAAGGAAUUAGCUUGGUAAUGGAAUGCCUUGGUAGGAUUCAUCCGUGUAUGUAUGUGGGUAGAAUAAUCGUCUGUCUAUCCAUAUCUAUCCAAGACUUACAUUUGAUGGUAAGCACUGAUGUAAUGUGCAAGAAAGAAAUGUGUCUGCCUCAAAGCAUAACUGGUGAAUAAUAAUUGUCUGCCUAGUGACAAUCUGGAAAUUUUGGGAGCAUGGACUACAAAAGUUUUGCUGCAUAACUCUAGUUUAAGGUCCCUGUGUUUAAGUAUUUUACCAUAGCUAUAUUGUUUUUCUUUUUUCAAUUGAAUGUAUAUUCUUAAUUCUUUUCCUCAGCAUCUGCUUUGUCUGAUGGAACAAUCCUGAACAAUUUUUCUCACUGUGCUCAGUAGAAAUCUUUAUUGCCACCCAGCAAUACUAAGAAGCACAUUCUUGUGGCCUUUUGAUCA